AUGGCUAGCACUAUCUACAUGGCAAGUGAGCAUGUGGUCGAACAACUAAAUCAAACCCAUGCCGCCAACGAAAAGCAUUUCGAUUCAGGGGAGGUCAUGCGAGACAUGAUUAUUGGUCUGGCUGAUGGAAUGACAGUACCGUUUGCUCUGACGGCUGGUCUAUCUAGCCUAGGCUCUUCCAAGCUGGUCAUCCUCGGCGGUCUUGCUGAACUCUUCAGUGGGUCGAUCUCAAUGGGCUUAGGGGCCUAUCUUGCUGCUGUAACUGAUCGAGACCAUUAUGAGAACGAGGAGAAACGAGAGCAAGGAGAAACGAGAGCGUGA
Molecule: messenger RNA, 321 nt
Organism: Penicillium roqueforti
Lineage: Eukaryota; Fungi; Ascomycota; Eurotiomycetes; Eurotiales; Aspergillaceae
Exons: 1
Coding region: 1-321 (106 amino acids)
Biological process (GO): intracellular manganese ion homeostasis
Cellular component (GO): fungal-type vacuole membrane
Molecular function (GO): iron ion transmembrane transporter activity; manganese ion transmembrane transporter activity
Source: RefSeq, a predicted model, not a curated record